AUGUACCUUGAAAGCAACAGUGCCGAUCGCCUAAGCAAGCAAAGAUCUAACAACACUAACCUAGAGAUUGUAUACUUCUAAGGGCAGUUCCGAUAAAGCUAUUACCUAGGUUAGUCAAGUAUAACAGUCCAUUAACCUUAGACUAUAACAAGUACAUCCUAAGUUUUAUCAUAAAUGCACAAGUGAACAACUCCCAUCAAAACAACACUGCUAAUCCGGGAUUGCAGACCUUCAUGGUGCUACGGUGUUGAAUCACAUUGAUUAUAACGUACAAAGAACCCACAUGUCUUAUCCACACUGUGACAAUUGUGGAAAUUAGAAUUACGCUAAACCACAAAAUCACACAUCAUUCAAGAAUAUCACCAAAAUCAGGCGCACCAAGGGCCGAUCUUGUUGGCAAGCUACCACAAAAUGAAGAAAUUCGAGCGCCAGGCUCAGUCGCAGAGGAAACACGGCCCCCUCGUGGCCAGCAGUGUGUCGAAAGCGCCUCCCCCUCCACCAAGGAGCCGGCCAGGAUGGACAGGGCCGGGAUACGUGAAGAAAGUGGCCCGGAAACAUGACCUCUCUUCCGCAUCGCCGGCUUCGGCGCCGAGCAUUCAGGAUCAGCUUCUAUCCCUCGAGCUGCACCAGCUUAUGCUCAAUGUUAUUCAGGAUACGUUUCCCGCAUCCCAUGAUUACGAGGCGUUGAAACCAGUAUUGUCCCACGUCAACAAUGCUUUACUCCGGAAAGACUUCGAGACAGCUUUUGGGGCAGACACGUUUCUGGAGGCUUAUGCUGUUCGUUGGAGCCCCAGUCGGGCGUUGGCGUAUUCAAACCUACUAGCACAGGUAUGCGAGCAGACAGCGGAUGGUUCGUGGGUGCGACGGUGGACCGGGCUUGGAGGAACGACGUCAGCAAAAGUGUUGUGUUUCGGAGGGGGCGCGGCGGAAAUCGUGGCUUUUGCUGGAUUGUUGCGUCAUGAAAAGAAAAGCUCAGCUGGCAGAGCAAGUGCUUCACCAGCAGCCCAGCUUGAACAAGUCACAGAUUCUCCGCCUCACGGCGCCUAUCUAGACGUGCACCUGGUUGACGCAGCAGACUGGUCCACGGUCGUCUCCAAGUUGCAGGUUGGGUUGACAACUCCCCCAAAUCUUUCAAAGUACGCGAGUGCCGCUGCCCGCGCCUCGAAUGCAGCUUUCCUCUCGCUACAGGCCUUGCAGCCAAAUUUUACCAGAGCCGAUGUUUUUGUUCUCACCUUAGAGGAUUUGCGGUCUCUGGUUGGAUCUGAAGUCCCUUUCAUCACUCUAUUUUUCACUUUGAACGAUCUUUAUACCGUUUCAAUUCGGAACACCACGGCUUUCCUGCGGAGACUGACCAUUGCUGUACCGAAGGGGAGUCUGUUAUUGGUGGUUGACCAUCCAGAGGCAGCAUCCUCGGCUGGUAGCGCCCAGGAGGGAGAUGAGAAGGGGGACAAGAAUAAGGAAUACCCCAUGAGUUGGCUCUUGAAUAAGGCGCUGUUGCCGACCAUGGAAAAGGUCGAAGAUGGCCAGGAGAGGCUGCAGCCUCUGUGGAAGACGCUUAUUCAUGAUGCAAACAGGCUGUACAAGCUUCCCGACAAAGCACUAAAUUACCCAGUCAGUCUUGAAAACCUGAAACUUCAGGUGCAUUUAUUCGAGCGUCUGUAAUGGAUCGAGUUAAACAUUUCAAUAUCAUUUACCGGCAUCGAUAUAGACGUUA
Molecule: messenger RNA, 1714 nt
Organism: Truncatella angustata
Lineage: Eukaryota; Fungi; Ascomycota; Sordariomycetes; Amphisphaeriales; Sporocadaceae
Exons: 1
Coding region: 412-1662 (416 amino acids)
Source: RefSeq, a predicted model, not a curated record